Molecule: messenger RNA, 3941 nt
Organism: Gymnodraco acuticeps
Lineage: Eukaryota; Metazoa; Chordata; Actinopteri; Perciformes; Bathydraconidae
Exons: 2
Coding region: 985-2049 (354 amino acids)
Molecular function (GO): nucleic acid binding; zinc ion binding
Source: RefSeq, a predicted model, not a curated record
GUAUGAAUGUAUGUAUGUAUGUAUGUAUGUAUGUAUGUAUGUAGUAUGUAUGUAUGUAUGUAUGUAUGAAUGUAUGUGUAAGAGCCAUUUAGGCACAUUAUUUUAUGGUAAUGAAUUAUGGUUUUGUGAGCCAAUUGAAAUUCUUUAAUUUAACUUAAAUGAGCUGAAUAAUUAUGAAUUGCUAUUAUACUGUUUUUGUAACGUGUCAUCUUGCUUAUGGACAGCUCUAGUUUAUGUUUGUUAUUAUUUAUACAAAGCAAUAGGAGGGGCGUGCUCAGGUAUAAAUGACGCUGCCAGCAUGACACAGCAGGAAGUCUAGAGAGGAAGUUGGAAAAAGUUUUUGACCGCACACAUCCGUAUGACCAGGAAUCUUGUUUGUUUAUUUGUUUUAAAUACCGUGCAAACGUUGCACGUCGGCAGUGGGCCGCCAGCUGAUGGAACCUUUCAAUAAAGCACCUGAAUGGAACAAGCAAGGUAUCUGGUUUCUUGAGUCAAUACUCGAGCUCGCCUCCUAGACUAAGUGGCCUUUGAGCAUUCAUUUUCUUUGGACAAUUGGCCAUUACAUUAAGUCAAAAACUUCCGACAACGUCGUGAGGAUUACUAGCGUGUAGGAAACUACUAUCACUGGAAUUGUCGGAUGUGGAUCUGAUCGUGCUACUGGAGCUGCGGCAGAAACAAAGUGGAUCUGAUCGUGGCUACUGGGGCAAAGGACCAUUUGGAUUAUCCUCUACCGUGUGGACAUGGACUGCAGGCUGUCACGCUACUCUGCAUGCCUUUCAUUGGAGUUCGAGCCACUUGGUAAAACAGCUGUUGUCUUUUGUUCAGCCAAACCGGCUGAAUAAUGUCGGAGGACAGCGCCACUGAGGGUGCAUUUACGGUCGACGCCCACAAGAGGGCAGCAAAACCAACAGAAAAGGCCAUGGAGCAGCGGCUACAGCUCUGCAUCAAUGCAAGGAGAGAAACGCCCUGGAGGAUGUGAAUUACAUGGAGGAGCUGGAUAACCCUACAAAUAUGAGAGUUAUCGUCUCGAAGUUACCCUAUAAAUUCAUAGAAAGAUGGAAGGUGCUGGCAUUCAAGAUCCAAGAAAGGAGCCAGAGAAGAGUGAGAUUCAAAGACUUGGUCGACUUUGUGGAUAAACAAGCCAAAAUCCUGGCCGACCCUCUCUUUGGUGACCUGCAGGGAUCUGCUGCCGAAGCGAAAAGCAGGAACGUUUUACAAAUGGAGAAAAAUACCAGGAGUGAAAGGAUUAAAGGAAGCAUCUUUGCAACCAGUGUGGCCACAUCAACAGAGGAAGAUCAUUGCAAACCUCUGACAGUGAAUAGCAGGACGUCAAGUAAUGUUGCCUUCAUGAAGCCAUGUUUGUUCUGCAAAAGGGACCACGCACUAUUGGAGUGCCAUCAGAUUGCAGAAAAAGCUCAUAAAGACAAGGUGGAUUUUAUAUGGAAAUCUGGACUAUGUUUUGGAUGCCUAGUUCAAGGGCACGUGAGUAAAGACUGCAAAAAGAGAAUGACAUGCCAAACAUGUUCAGAAAGACACCCAAGCUUGCUGCACAUUCAUAGAAUGGACAAUGUUUCCAAUCAUGCACGUGCAGAAAGCCAAGAGGUGGCCAGGUCAGACAGCACAGUAGUUUCAAGUGCACUGGUGAGCUUAAACCAGGAGACUACUACCUGUGAAGGGGCCGGAGAUAGAUGUGUUCUUGCGAUUCUUCCGGUCUACAUCAAAGCAAAGACAGGAAGCAAGCUUGUGAAAACCUACGCCUUCGUGGACCCUGGGAGCUCUGCAACAUUUUGCACAGACUCUUUAGCAAGGCAGCUAAACCUGCAGGGAAAAGGAGCGCAGCUUGUCCUAACAACAAUGAGCUCAACCAAACAAGUGAAAAGUUCUCUGCUGAGAGAUUUGGAGGUCUGUGGAAUCAAAGAAGAAAAGUUUAUCAGCUUAAAAAAGGUUUUCACGCAAAAGAGCAUUCCAGUAACAAAGGAUCAUAUUCCUCUUCAGAAAGACAUUGAAAAAUGGCCACACCUCCUGGAAGUAGAGCUGCCGUGCAUCUGAGAUAGGACUCCUAAUUGGAAAUGACGUGUAUGAAGCUUUCGAGCCAUGGAAAGUCAUUCACAGUCAGAACAACGGCCCAUAUGCCGUAAAGACGGUCCUUGGCUGGACUAUUAAUGGCCCACUUAAAGAACAAGAAGACAGUGUGCCAGAGGACGGUGAGCAGCACCAAGUCACAAUCAACCGGAUUGCAGUAGAGACUGUGGAAAGGCUACUCAUACAGCAAUACAAUGCAGACUUUCCUGAGCAUUGCUACAGCGACAAACUGGAAAUGUCACGAGACAAACAAUUCAUCAGCUCUGUGUCCAGCUCAAUCCAUCAUGCUGAAGGACUUUAUUACAUCAAUCUACCUACAAAGACAUCAUUGGUCAGCUUGCCAAACAAUAAGUAUGCUGCAGUGCAGAGAGCAAUUAACCUAAAGAAGAGACUCACCAAAAAACCAGAAUUCCACCAGGAAUACACAGACUGUAUUAGUGACCUGCUAAUUAAGGGAUAUGCAGUUAAGGUGCCAGAGACACAACUGAGCUGGCAAGACGACAGAGUGUGGUAUAUCCCACACCAUGGUGUGUACCACCCACAAAAGAAAAAACUCCUGGUGGUCUUUGACUGUGAUGCAAGUUUCUAUGGAACUUCAAUCAAUAACGAAUCGCUUCAGGGUCCUGACCUUACAAGCUCCCUCAUCGGAGUCCUGACACGUUUUAGACAAGAGCAUGUUGCAAUGAUGGCAGACAUAGAAGCCAUGUACCACCAAGUCAGAGUCCCAGAAGAGGAUACGGACCUCCUACGCCUUUUGUGGUGGUCUAAUAGAGACCUCACACAAAAAAUGGUUGAUUACAAAAUGGUUGUACACAUUUUCGGCGCCACCUCGUCUGCCAGCUGUGCUAACUUUGCCUUAAGAAGAGCAGCAGAAGAAAACAGGACUGCGGCAACAACUCGGGCCGUAGAGACAGUUCUGAGGAACUUUUACGUUGAUGACUGUUUAAAGUCGGUCAGUGGUGACUCUGAAGCCAUUGCCCUGGGCAAAGACCUCAUGUCCUUGUGCACCUCAAGAGGCUUUCACCUUACCAAAAGGGACUAAAGUGAAGCAGAAUCUAGCACCAGGGCACAUUGUCAUGAUCCUGGACGACAACGCCCCUCGGAGCUCGUGGCUUCUGGGAAGAGUCGUGCAGACCAUCACAGACUCUAAAGGACUGGUUCGUAGAGUACUGGUUAAAACAAAAUCCAGUACUUUGGAGAGGCCUGUGCAAAGACUUUGCCUCAUUUGUGAAUAGGACACUUGAUUUUGCCUUUACAAAAAAAAAUGUACAUAAAAUACGUAUAUUUAGUUUGUUUAUGGAAAACCCAUGUCAAGGGGUGUAGGUGGAUUCCUCCCCCAAAGGUAAAUGCAAACGCUGUUUGUUGAGUAUAGUUGAGCUAUUAUUAGCCAUAUGUUAGUUUGGAAAUGGCUCUUGUUAUUAUUUAUAAUUAUAAGUCUUCCCGCCUUAUAAUUAGGGGCCGGAAUUGUAAGAGCCAUUUAGGCACAUUAUUUUAUGGUAAUGAAUUAUGGUUUUGUGAGCCAAUUGAAAUUCUUUAAUUUAACUUAAAUGAGCUGAAUAAUUAUGAAUUGCUAUUAUACUGUUUUUGUAACGUGUCAUCUUGCUUAUGGACAGCUCUAGUUUAUGUUUGUUAUUAUUUAUACAAAGCAAUAGGAGGGGCGUGCUCAGGUAUAAAUGACGCUGCCAGCAUGACACAGCAGGAAGUCUAGAGAGGAAGUUGGAAAAAGUUUUUGACCGCACACAUCCGUAUGACCAGGAAUCUUGUUUGUUUAUUUGUUUUAAAUACCGUGCAAACGUUGCACGUCGGCAGUGGGCCGCCAGCUGAUGGAACCUUUCAAUAAAGCACCUGAAUGGAACAAG